AAAAGUUUCAAGGUCAAGAAAAGUGAUCGCGCGAAAAGUGAUCGCGCGAAAAGUUUUCGCGAAUUUCAAUUAAAUACGUUUAAAUGAAGUUGUUUUAAAAACAAGCGCGCUAUAUAGUGCCUUAGAAAGGUUUUCUACAAUUUAUUCGUAACAUUAUGAAUACGAUUUCAUAGUAUGGAGAGUGAUCGCGCUUAAAAGUGAGCCCGUAAUAUGARCUUGUUCUGAAAUAUGCAGUUUCCUGAAGUCGAACUAAAUUUUUGUAUGCAAAUUUGCUAAAACUUUGUAUAAUAAAAGUUUUCUAGAUUUUCAAAAGUGAUCGUGCAAACGUUUUUCGCGAAUUUCAAUAGAAUGCGAAUCCUGCUGGUUCUAAAUAGUUUCGCAUGAAGUCAGCUUGAACUUUUGUAUGGAAAUUUGCUAAUAUUUUUGGUAAUAACGAAAGUUUUCGCGAUUUACAAAAGUGAUCGUGCGAACAGUUUACGCGAAUUUCAAUAGUAUAUGAUAGCUAACGUGUUUCUUGAAGCCGAACUGAAAUUUUGUAUGCAAAUUUGCUAAUAUUUUUAGUAAUAACCAAAAGUUUUCGCGAUUUACAAAAGUGAUCGUGCAAAAGUUUUUCGCGAAUUUCAAUAGAAUACAUUUAAAUGAAUAUCCAACUGGUAUUGUCGCUUGAAGUUAGCUUGAACUUUUGUAUGACAAUUUGCUAAUAUUUUUAGUAAUAACAAAAAUUUUCGCGUUAAACAAGAGUAAUGGUGCAAAAGUUUUUUCCACGUAGUUCGUUACAAUUCGUUUAAAUGCAGUUGUUUUAGAUGCAAGCGGUUCAUUUAAACUGCAAAUAUCAGUUAAAUAUAACUAUUCGAUUACGCACAAAUGCGUCACAUUAACUUGAAGAGUGAUCUGAGGAUCAAUACGCCCACACAAACGCAUAGUUACAAUGAAGAAACAAACAGAGCGUCACGCUAUUGUCGCCCCCAAGUGAUCACACUCGCCUCGAAGGCCAUGGCCAAUAGCGCGGCCGCCGCUUUCGCCAGCCAUCAGCUGAACCAGCAGCAGCCAACGCCGCAACAGUCACCGUACACAACACAUCAACAGCAGUCGCAACGUCUGCCCACCACCGUCACUGCUGGCUACGGCAAAGGCCAUGACGGACGCGCCAUUGUCGGCUUGCCGCGCACACUCUCCGCACCCAUCAUCAAUUUGCAGCCGAAAUCUUGCCUCAGCCGCAAAACCUGCCUACACCGUUUGCAAGCGAGCUACAGCAGCAACAGCAGCAGCGAUAGUCGCGACAGCGACGAAGCGGGCGCGGCGGCGGAAUGCGCGAAUUGCAAAUGCAAUGGACAAAGCCGUUGUGCCAAGCGUGUAAUUUUCGCUGACGAUGAGGGUCAACCGCUAACGGAGGUGCGUGUUAUGUCCGAACCCUCCAAUGUGCCGCCAUUGUGGAGCACCAAAUUCUUGGAACAAAUUACACAGGGUCUCGUUAGUCCACACCCGGCCGAUCAAUGGACCGUCGACUUUAAACAACCAGCAUCCGAUUACUUAACAUUUAGAGAAAAAAUCGAUCGUGACUUUGUCUCACUCGAAAAUGUGAUUGUCAAGGAUGAAGAGUCCAUUGUUGUCGGCACGGUGAAAGUGAAGAACAUCUCCUUCGAAAAGGAAGUCGUUGUACGCGUCACCUGGGACGACUGGAAGAAUCAGCAGGACAUAUUCUGCACCUUCGCUAGGGCUUAUGGUCCCGCUACCUAUGCGCACGUCGUCUUCGAUACGUUCUCAUUCAAGAUCACAUUGCCGCCAUCCUCAAAGCGUCUGGAAUUCUGCAUUUGCUAUCGUGGCAAUAACCAAGAAUACUGGGAUAACAAUGGGGGUAAGAACUAUACUAUUACAAAGCGUUCGCCCUUCUACUACAACGCACUCUCGCCAUAUGACAAGAAUACAUCGCGCAAUAGCUGCCGCGGCCAUGUGAUGUCCGCGCUCUCGGAAGCACUGAGCAAUACGAAAGAGCAUCAAGCACAAAACAAUUGGAGUCAGGAGUCGGGCCCCUACUGGCAACAAAAACAGAACGAGGAGAAAUAUUGGUGAUGGUGAUUAUACUAAAUAAGGAUGCGAGUCGUACGCUCCGCGCUAAGGAGCACUCAGCGGCUAACGUCGAAAACAGCGCAAACAACCCUGCGGUAGAACAAAGAAUCUUAAAUAAAUGCCAAUGUAGAACAACUAGUUUAGAUGCAGUAACAACAACAAUAACAAAAACAAGCAAUAACUAAUGUAAACACAAAGCAAAACAAAUAUAAGCAGCACAAAAGCAUGAGCGGUGCUGUUGAGCUACGAGGACGCCACUGGCGUAUGCCAAAACAACCCAAAACAACAGACGUGCGGAAAACGAAGUGCACCCGAACUCAAUAUAAGAACUGCUAAGCAACGUUUAGGCGCUACAAAAGUCAAAAACAACAACAAAAACAAUUUGAUAUAAAAGUGUUAAGGCGCUCAUGGUGAUGUCCAAGAGCUAAAAAAUAUGAAAAAUCCAUAAAAAUUUGUGAAAUUUUUUUCUAAGAUUUUCAAAAAUUAUAUAACAUAUACGGCAGGGUAGUGCGUGUAAAGUCGUUGCAAUAUUUGUGCAUCAAUUAUGGACAUUUUAAAAACUUUAACUUAAAAACAAAACAACARAAAAAGUGAUUUAGUGGCCCCUGCGUAAGAGAGCUAUCUGUGGGCCGUGAUCAUAAAGACUUGAGAGUAGAAAUAGUGAUAUUAAAACGUUGACUUAGUAUACAAAAGGAAGGAAGUAGUAAGGAAGAAAGUAGCAAGGAAGAAAGUAGUGAGAGGAGCAAAGAAAAAACUAGUAAACUUAAAAACAAUACAAACAAUAGAAAGGCGGCACGCGCCGCCAAAGCAAAGCGCAGCCAGCAGCAGUUUAGAAAGUGUUAGAGGAAGUGACAAACUUCAAUGUGCUGAGUUCGCGAACCGCGCGCCUAAGCUUGUUUGGCCAGCGCUUUAAUGCGUGGCUUAAGUGUGUUCGAGCUGGUUUCGAAUACACGGCCAGCAAGCGGCCUGUUUGACUAGCGCUACAUAAUUUUAACUAAUGUGAAAAUUACUCUAUAUAUUUGUAUACUAUUUGAGGCAGCAACAAAGUUCGUUAUAAGCUAACAUGAACUUUGUUGAUGUCUCAAGCAAAAAAGAUUCCUAUAUAUUAUUCUAUAUAAAGCGUGAUGACUUGCCAUUUACAGCCCAGAAGCUGCARCGCAUUGACGCACUAGCGGAACUAUGGCUAUGCGAGAGCGCUGCAAAGCGGCAGAAGCAACAAAAGUAAGCACAAAGCGUGUAAAGUUAGCCAGCAGUGUUUUACUUUUGUUCAUUUUGCCGGUUUUUAACGUUGCUGCGCGCAUGCGCGGAACUUUAGAGCAGCAAUAAGCGCAUAUGAGCGCAUUAACUAAAGGCUGAGACUUCAAACYAUUAUUUGUUUAUACCUUUGAAGUGCUCAAGCGCCUAAAUAAGCAAGAAAUAAAUAAAGAUAAGAGURUGGAGUUAAAAAAUUAAGAGUACGGUAACAUAGAAACUUUAUACRAACAUUUACUACCCAAAAAGCUAACGCAAACUCAAUAUUUACUAGCAGAACUGCAAAAAUAACUACAAAAAUACUGAGCGAACUGCAAAAGACAGCGCGCUUUCAGAGYUGAGUUAUGAGUUUGAGAGGUUUGAGUGGGAUUAGGGGCCACAGCAGCGUUUAGCGUUAGCUUAGGUUAAAGCAACUACUUGAAACUAUGCGCACAAGCGCUAAACAAAUCAAAUAACAAGCGUUUAUUUGCAAAAUCUGAAACUAGUAACAUAUGCUAUAACAAUAACAACAAAAUGAAAASUGAAAASUGCAAACAACAAAGCAUAAAGAUAAAARCAAAAAUUUAUAAGUACACAUACCCAAAACUUUAACAAAACUAACUACACAUACCCAAAACUAUAACUAAACUAUAAAAUACGCCUACAUAUAGCCAUAAAAAAUAUAUAUAUUAUAGUAAGUUUAGCCGUAAGUUGGAAAACAAACACUUGUUGUUGYAGUAAUGUAGUCUAGCUGUAAGCGGCAAAUAUUGUGUUAUGUGCGCGCGGAGUUUGUGAUUUUUGCACGGCGUUUUUCUUUUAUUAUAUAAACAACGCAUAAAUUCUUAA
This is a messenger RNA of Bactrocera latifrons, 4143 nucleotides long. It is a transcript of the gene Gbs-70E, whose product is annotated as protein phosphatase 1 regulatory subunit 3C-B. Gene Ontology annotation, cellular component: protein phosphatase type 1 complex. The transcript has 7 exons. The record is from RefSeq and is a predicted model, not a curated record. Bases 865 to 2070 code for a protein of 401 amino acids. Gene Ontology annotation, biological process: regulation of glycogen biosynthetic process. Gene Ontology annotation, molecular function: glycogen binding; protein phosphatase 1 binding. NCBI's taxonomy places the organism in Eukaryota, Metazoa, Arthropoda, Insecta, Diptera, Tephritidae.